Molecule: messenger RNA, 507 nt
Organism: Aureobasidium vineae
Lineage: Eukaryota; Fungi; Ascomycota; Dothideomycetes; Dothideales; Saccotheciaceae
Source: the annotation of a GenBank genome assembly
AUGCAUCUCAACACCAUCAUCUUUGCCUUUGCUCUCGCUGGCACCGCUCUGGCGAGCAUAAACACCACUCGCGAAUAUCAACUUCGCACUCAGUUGAGGUCUGGUCAAGGAAACAAGAAUCAGUUCGACGGUCUCUGGCUCGUUGCUUCACACACCGGAGCAGGCAUGAACGAUGCCGUUCUCUACGCCAACAGAUCAUACGCCAUCAAGGGUUUCGAGAAUGCCACCAACAUCACACAGCCCAACGGUCAACCCUACUUCAACCAGCUUUUCGAUCUUGGAAGUGACUUUCCUUGGGAUCUCUACAUUGCAGACAUUAGCUUUUACUCUGCUUGGGAACCUGUCCGUAUCAACGCCGGUUCUGGUGCAGGAGAUUUCUUCAUGAACUCCAGCGGUCUCCAGUUCAACGAGAAUCCGACCAAUCCUGCCGAGACCAACACUUUCGGAGGAUGGCUUGUGUGUGACUGGUGGCAUGGUGUUCCUCAGCUGUUCAUGAAGUGGAGGUAA